AUGUAUGACAGCGCUUCCAUUUCCUCUCCAGAGUGGCUCCAGUCCCGAGUCAUUCAGCGACUUCGAGGAGAUGUACAGCGUGGCCGACCUGCACCUCGAGCCUUAUCUCGAGACCGGAUCGCCCGAAGGCCUGUUGGAGGAGGUGAUCACGUGGAACAGCACGGCGGACGACGCCGAACGGCGCCUGUCGGAGUCCUGGAAGCGAGCGUUGGCCGCCUACCUGCUCAGCACCGAGCAUCGGAGGGUUCCCUGAGCGACGUCGUGUCGGAGCAACUGUUCGGCCUGGCGGACCUGCUGCCCACCGAGGAGGCCCUGAACGCGGCCUACGCCCCGUACGCCGACAUGCGCCCGGACGCCUUCCUCGACAACUGGCUGCUCGCGAUCGACGGCCGACGGCGACAACAGCGGGCCGCACUGGCGGCCGCCACGGGCGCCUCGCACCUGGCGCGGCUCGUCGAGGCGCCCUACUUCGACCUGGGACUCGAGUGGCUGUCGCACGUCGGAGGCAGCAACGACAGCUCUUCCGGCUGGCGGAGGGGGCUCGUGGUGCGGGUACACCACAUCGUGUUUCCCAUGUACAGCGUCAACGUCACCGACGCCCUCAGAUACGGCACCCUCGGCGCCCAGUUUGCCUGGACCCUGCUCUAUCGCGUCUCGGCCGACGAGCUGGCCAGUGCCGUGCCGUCAGAAGCCGGUUGCCGCAGCAGUUGGGCUAGCAAGGGCUGGCUGCACCGGAUACGCCUGGUGCACGAGCUGCAGCUUCGAGCUCUCGCCGACGCUCGAGGUUCGCGACUCGAGCAACGGCUCGUGGGCCUCGAGCACCUCUCCGAGCAGGCGCUGCUGUUCGCCGUCGGCUGCCUGCUGCUGUGCGACGGAGACCCCUCGGAGCAGCUGGUGGCGCUCUGCAACGAGCCGCUCGCCGGAGACGCGCGCUUCGUCGAGGCGUUCGAUUGCCCGCAGGGAAGCGCCAUGGCGCGACCGCCCCAGCACCCGUGCUCGGACAGCCACGCCUGAGAACGACGACAUAUGUGACUGGCCGCUGUAUGCGUUCUGCGCACAUCUUUCGAUGAGCGCAUACCUUAUUCUACCCGGCUGCAACGUAAUAGUAUCCUAUUUCUGCACCUGAAGAGGAUGGUUAGCAUUGGGGGGUAUAAAUAUGUCGUUUCUUCUUUUUCUUUUUUUUGCUAAUGAUAUACUUUACAUGGACAGCACGAACUGGGAUGCUGUAGUAAGCAGUGAGCUCUUGCUGAUGAUGCAAGUAAGAACAUGGACAUAGCCGCGCGCGCGUGGGAGGACAUUUGCUAUGAAUGCCGACACUGUGUAUCGUGUAUAGAGAGUACGACUGGAUCGAGCUGUCGUCCCAG
Molecule: messenger RNA, 1364 nt
Organism: Dermacentor silvarum
Lineage: Eukaryota; Metazoa; Arthropoda; Arachnida; Ixodida; Ixodidae
Exons: 3
Coding region: 1-1014 (337 amino acids)
Source: RefSeq, a predicted model, not a curated record